AUGACCGAUUCUGUGAUCCGAAAUGCUCUGGCGGUAUAUUAUAAGGUAAAAAGUUGUCGAAAAAAUCGAUUUCUUUCUUAAACUCUAAUUCUUAUGCUUUUCUAGAGAGGUAACGAGCUCAACAAGGCCGAACGGAUCCUCAGAACCCAGCAGAAGCCGGAGAAAUCGACAAAAAUGCAGACAGAAGACGUGCAGAGACAAAAAGAGCCAGAUGUUCCCCAAAAGGAACAUAAAAAUCGUCGUAAGAAUGGUUUUGCAACUUAAAAAUACUCUACUUUUUUAUAACUACUCUAAUUUUGCGAUUUUAGCGGGUUUAAAUUUAAAAAAUUCAAAAUUCCCGGAAUUUUUGGCAUUCUGUUUAUUCGUCUGAAAAUGGUUUGAAAAUCGUAGGAUUUGGCUAAAAAUUGUGAAAAAUCAAGAAAAUGAGAUUUUAUGACACCUGUGAAAAUCUCAGAUCGUAUCUUACAGUAGUUAUUGAGAUAUUACACUUUUAAGUUUAAAAAAUAAAAUCGAGUUUUUCGUAAAAAAACGGUAAAUUCCAAAAAUUUUUUUCAAAAAUGAGAUGUUAUUUUUCGUUUUCGUAUUUUACCCAAAUUUUAUUGCAGCAGCUCCUCAGCCGGCGAACGAAUCGGCACUUGUUACAUCUUGUCCCGCGUCAACUGUUCCCUCCAUCGUUGUUGAUCCGAAACACAUCGAAAAGUUCAAAACGCCCUAUCGCAAUCUCCGAUGCAAGGCCGAACAAAGCUGCGCGGUGCAAAUUCGAAACCCUCAGGGCAAUAAUUUUCAAAAAAUUGAGGGCACAAAUGGAGCCCCGAAAAAGAGAGAAAAAACGGGUGAAAUCGUUCGAGCUCGUCGAAAUUUGACAACUUUUGACUCCACAAGAGAACGACUGGUCGUUACAAGCACACCGGUGAGAUUUUAAUAAACUGCCUGUGGCGCUUUUAGGAGGAAAAGUGGAUUUUUUGGGCUAAAACAAUGUUUUUUGAUAUUUGUUUGGUUUUUAGACCACUUCGCCUGCCAGCUUAUCUCAUGAGGUGACGGAAUUGAUUGAGAAGCCCUCUGUGCUCUCCAACGUCGAUCCGGAACUGAUUCAACGGGCUCAAACGGAGGUUGGAGACCGAGUCGCAGAGGCGAUUCAUGUCGCCAUAGAUAAGGUCCUCGGAAUUCAGAGUCCAAAGCAGGAGAGCUACGAAGGCAGAAUCACUGAAUUGGCGCAUGGUGAGUGUUUGAGCGUUUUUUCGGUUAUUUUCUAUGACUUUUGGGUUAGUUUAGGGCGCAGCUCGGACACCUUUUAACGUAUAAAAUGGGUCUUUUUGGAGGGAUAGCGAGAAAAGAAUAGUGUAAUAGGACAAUGUAUGUAAUUUUAGGACUGUCAGGAUGUCAUAAUUAUGACUUUUUAAAAUCUGGGGUUAAUGGCAAGGCCAGGCAUAUUUCGUCGUAUAAAAUGGUACUGAAGCCAAAGAAGCCCUUGAAUUUUUUAAUAAUGAAUUUUUGGCUUCUGUGGGGAAUGCCAAAAUUAUUUUGAGUAUAAUUAUACAUCUUCUUCUUAUGUUUAGGACCUUCGUAUAAAAUGGUCCCGCAGCCUGCAGAAUAAAAAAAUGGGGAUUUAUAGGUAAAAUACGGAUUGGUUAGUUCUCGUUAUGAUAACUUAUAUUUAGAAUUAUUUCCUUUUACUUUUAGACCAAAAAAGGGCAAAGAAAAAUUGGGCCAAACUGAAGGACAACAAGAAGGAUAAGGAGAGACCGGAAUUGGACGUGGAAAAGGUCGCUAAUGCCGUCGUGGAAAAGCUGAAAUUGAUGGAAAAGGAGAAACCAAAGGCUCCGGAGCCAAAGAUCGAAAUCAAAACGAUUGUAAAGAAGGAAGAGGCCACUCAAACUUCUCCAAAACCGGCAAUAAAGAAGAUUCCUAAAGGAAAGAAAAGGUUAACGGACUCUGCGAUCGCGACAAUUCAAGUCAAGACCCCUUCGUGUUGUAAGAAAUCGUGUGGUCAAGUUAUUUAUCCGGGCCGGAUCGAAGUUCGAGAGGUUUUUGUCGAACCGAGAUACGAGGAAUAUCAACAAAAAGAAGUGGAAAAACAGUUGGAAAACUUGAAAAAAGUAAAGUUUAUAACUCUUUCUUACUAGUUUUAUUAAUCUUCGUGCCGAUUUUACCGAAUUGCGGCAAAAAUUUUUGAAAUUAUGUUUUCCCGCCAGAAUUGGCAUUGUGUUUCAGAGAGGUUUUAUAACAUCAAAAUGACAAAUGGGAAAAGAAAAUUACUGUUUGGACCUCAUAAUCCCUCUUAGAUAGUAUCACGGCAAUUUUGAAAUCCAGAAUUUAAAUUUCCCGCCAAAUUUGGCAUUGUGUUUUAGACUGCUUUAGGGGUCGAGAAAGACUAAAGCCAAUGUUAAACUCUCUCUAACACACAAUAAGAUCAUUUAGAUGACCUUAGAUACAAAUUAGGCCCCAAAAAUUCAAAUUUCCCGCCAACUUUGGCAUUCUGUUUCACCCCUUUAAAUUCGGGAUUUUUGAACAAAAAAGUUAAAAUUUAAAGAAUAAAGUGGUAAACCCCUUUUUUAACACAUUUUUCUCAGGAAUCCACCAAAUUUUUGGACGACCGAGUCAGCCUUUCCGACCUCCGCUCGGUCUGUUCCGACUCGGAUACUGCCAUUUCUCGGAGCCCGGAAACACUUGAAAAUGAGUCUUCGGCGACGUCUCCGACUUCUCCAUGCAAGGCGUGGGUUAAGGUAUGAGUUGUUUUUUUUUGUUUUUUUGGAAGGGAUAUUGCGCUUUUUUAAAAUUUUUUGGGCAAAAAUAGCUUUUUUUAUAUUACCCAUAACAAUUUUUUCUUCGAUGUCUGAUUAAUUAAAAAUUUAAAAUCAACUUUUUUACUUGUAUAUAGUAGUAUUAUACUGUUUAUGACUUUUCUCAGCCAUGGAAAGGCUUAUGAGACGAUAGUUUUAUUAGUUAUUUGCUAAUUAUAUUAUUCAUGACGCUUGAUGAAAAGGUCUCAAAUCUUAUCUUUUCAAAAUGAUUUUUCUUUCUGAACGUAUUUUUUGGCCCAUAUAACAUACAAUCAUACCAUUCCGCUGUUCACUGUAACAAAUAUUUUAUCAUUUUUUGACUAAUUAUAUUAACCAUGACAUAUAACACCAAAAAUCUCAGAUUUCCGCUAUUUUUAGACGAGUGCUGUUGCCAAAUCCACUCCCAAAGCAAAGCCACCGGCCAGAUUGGCGGACAGGCGGUCGAAUCAUAAAAUGCCCCGCAUCAAACCAAAAUACGAGAUGUUCGGAAGCCUCAAGGACCACAAGAAGGCUAAAACUGGCAAAGCCAAACGGUCAGUUUCGUCGAUUAGAAGCCGCACUCCGACUGACGAAUCGAGUAUUGUGGAGGCGAAGAACAAUGUCGACUUUACGAUUAUUCCAUCAGCUAAAGUAAGGUUAUACUGUAGUAGAUUGGAGAUGGGGGAAGUAAGGAACUAAAGAGAAAUAUAUAUAUUUUGAUGACUUUUCUAACUAAUUUUGAAGGCGUAUUUUAUCAUUUAAUUGCGGAUUUAUUGUUGAAAUUGUAGUUUUUACAGCAGGAGACAGAAUGCCAAAAAUGGCGGGAAAGUCGAUUUUUGAAUUUAUAACUGUGAAAUAGGUUGAAAUAAAGCUCUAUAGGUUACUGAUUUGACAUUUGGAGGUUUUUGCAAGGCAUAAAUGCCAUUUUUUAGCAGCUAGAACAGAAUGCCAAAAAUGGCGGAAAAGUCAAUUUUUGAAUUCAUAGCUGUGAAAAAGGUGAAAAUAAAGCUCUGUAGACUGCUGAUUUGAUAUCUAGUGACUUUUUUGAGCCAUAAAUUCCGGCUUUUUUCACCUAAAACAGAAUGCCAAAAAUGGCGGGAAAGUUAAUUUUUGAAUUUUUACGGUUUUAAAUUGUGCCUAAAAACGAUAAAUAGAAGAUACAGUCUCUAUAUAGCUUGUAAAAAAAUUUCAGAUUGCGUUUUAGAGAAAUAUUGGAGAUAUUGCGAGCUUUAGGAUCAAUUAUAUUAUACUAGACAAAAUCUCCCAAAUAUUUUAAACUUUGGCCUUUUCAGGUGACCAGAGCCUCAGCUGGAGCCGUCUUCGAAGUUUCCCUCGAUGUUUUUGAUCAAAAGAACGAGUUGCGUCAUCAUCACGUGGUCGGAGAACUUCCGAAUUUUGAGCCUCGAACGCUUUCGGUGAAUGGAAAGCCCUUCAAACGAGUCAAAUCUGGCCGUAAAUAG
This is a messenger RNA of Bursaphelenchus xylophilus (pine wood nematode), 4219 nucleotides long. Lineage: Eukaryota; Metazoa; Nematoda; Chromadorea; Rhabditida; Aphelenchoididae. The record is from the annotation of a GenBank genome assembly.